UAUUCUGGGCCUAAAUGCUCUGGGAAAUUCCCGGCCAGCGCCUCGAGUCUGUCACCCGGUCCGGAGCUAAGAAGAACAACAAGAACCUCCCUGGGCAGAGAGGAGGCCCUUAGCGGUGUCACUACUGCUGCACCUAGUCCCUUUAGCCCGCAAGUAACGUCAGACCCUGCCUCGCUAGGCCCGUCCCUAGCUCUGCCAAAGGUUAAGAAAACGGAUGAUCGGCCGGUUCCAAGGUCGCUGGGGGAAUUGGGUUUGGUGGCCCGUCACUUGCACCUCGUCCUGGAUAUUAUUAAUAGCACUGUCCCGCCGGUGCUGCGUCCCCGUCCUUGUCCUGUCCUUGUCCUUGUCGCCGGAAGGGGAGCUGACUGCUGGCUGCUGGACGACAUGCGAGCGGUGCCAUGUCACCCGCCUGUCAGUGUCAGCGAGAACCGCCGGUUGGCUGGUCGAUCCCACGGCGGUGUGUCGGAAGGUCGAUCCGCCAGAACCGAGCCAGAAGGUCUGCCACGGGUAUGCUACGGGUAUGCUACGGGUCAAGGAUUUUCCAUGCUCCAGAUCGACCUAGGAAAUCCUCCGGACGAAGUAAAUUAUGACGUUGAUAUCGAAUCUGGGGUUCUAAAAAAGGAAUACGAAAUUCGGUCUGAGCAGUGCAGACUCUGCAGAGUAUGGAUACGGAGUACAGCACAGCACAUACAAGCCAGAUUAAGUUCGAAUCGUUCCACUGCUGUACGGAGUACAUUCAAGACAGAGCCUGCAUUGCAUUGUCAGAAUAUUAAUAUUAGAAUAGAAACAGCUCUCCUAAAGCAAGUUAUAUGUAGAAUAAGUGAUGAAAACUGA
Messenger RNA from Rasamsonia emersonii CBS 393.64, 834 nucleotides. RefSeq lists its product as uncharacterized. The record is from RefSeq and is a predicted model, not a curated record. The transcript is spliced from 6 exons. NCBI's taxonomy places the organism in Eukaryota, Fungi, Ascomycota, Eurotiomycetes, Eurotiales, Trichocomaceae. The annotation marks the transcript as partial.